CGUCUAUAUAUUCGUGAAAGUAGCAUGCUGCAUCGAGAGCUGGUGGAUAUAGCCUGGUGAUACGAGACGGUCUAGCAGUAGGUUAGUGCACUGCCGACAACACUCCGGAGUAGAGGUUUCUUUCGCGACCGUACCGUUUCGUACUUUGUGCUCGCCAAUCGAUCGUCGUCGCGAUUUUUGACUCAGUUUCACCCGACCCAUCGACGGUGGUUUAUUUCGAUUCCGAGUUAUCGAUAUUGCGGUGCCAGUGGUUUUAGCUCGGGUUCCGCGUACGGAUUCUUCCCCGGGCCGAGGAGAGAGUUCUGUGUCAUGCUCCGAUGACUGUGAAAGUACUCGUUGCAGUGCCCGUUACAUGUCAGCCUUGUUGCACAAUUCUGCCCCUUUAAAAUGGCCCCAGCCACCGACUAAACGCGCCGAAAUGAACACUGAAGUUUUGCAAGUGGUCCACGAGAAGGACCCGUGGAUCGAGGAGACGGCUUACGUUGCCAGACGGCACGACAGCUCCUGGCCCAACAUCGAGGAGGAAGUGGUGCAGAUCGUCGAUAAGAAGGCGAGGAGGAAGUCCUGGCACGCGAUUAAGUUCGAGAGGAAGCGUCGGAAAGGCGUUAUCGAAGGGUCGCCGCCGGAGGCCAGGCAGAAGAGGCCCUCUUGGUGGAAUAUAUUCGCGCCGCAGCAAUGGCCGAGGUCACGUAGAGCAUCGCAGGAUGCGGGAAGGGCGACCAAAGAGAAUUUUCAGUACAUGCGGAGCAAAAGCAGGAGCGUCGACCACGGAAUCUCCGCACCGUACGACCUCGAAGCUCUGAGGGCCAAAGUGGAUGGUUCGAUCCAAAGAAGCUUCGACAGAGAUCUAGAUGGCUCCAGCAACAGUCUGGCGGAGAGGAGGAAGGCCGGACCGCCGGAAAACACAACCACAUACACCGUCGCGGACAGGGACACGUUGACGUCGGUGGCGGCCCGGUUCGACACCACACCCUCCGAACUGACCAAAUUGAAUAGAUUAGCUACCCCCUACAUAUUCCCGGGACAACAACUGUACGUUCCGCUGCGGGAAGUACCUGAAAACGAUUCGGACGGCUCCACGCCUGUCGAGGACCUGCACGACGAUCUGCCGGCCGAGGAAAAGGAGCUCCUGGACAACUUGCGACCGGUGAGCCCCAAGCCCGGCCAUGUGGAACGGGUGCGGACGCCCUCGUGCACGCAGGCCAGCAGCACCGACAUCGACGAGGAGUCGGCCGUGUUCCGCGAACGCUUCCUCAAGAUCAACGUGCGCCACAUCACCGACGGCCAGGGCGUCGUGGGCGGCGUGCUGCUCGUCACCCCCAACGCCGUCAUGUUCGAUCCGAACGUAUCGGACCCGCUGGUCAUCGAACACGGUCCGGAGUCGUACGGCGUGAUCGCGCCGAUGGAGUUCGUGGUCAACGCGGCCAUCUACAACGACAUCGCGCACAUGCGGGUGGGACACAUCGAGACCAGCACCGGCGAGAAGCCGGAGAUCUACUAUCCGAAGAGCGACAAGAACCAGGACUCGCUGCUCGUUAAGGACGAGACCUUCCCGGAAUUGGUGACUGGUGACGAUGCUGAGAGUGUGUGUUCGUGUACAGAGCGGGAGGGCGACGCAUUUCCGAAGGCCUUCGAGCGGGAGCUCGUCACCCCCACGAACCAGGACGACGGCGAUUCGGAACACCACAGUCUCGAGGAACGGAGGAAGUCGCUGCUUGAUCACCACUGGGCCAUACCGUCAAAAGAUAGGCAAUCAAUUGACACAGACGAGAUGCCGAUCAUUUCUGCAGGCAUACUACAGGAAGAACAAAUCGGCGAAGAAGAUGAGGAUAGCUUAGUCAAAGAGAGCUGUCAUGAUUCCGGAAUUGAUAUUAGAGAAAGCAGCCAACCCCCUAUUGUGGCAGUACAAACAAAGAAACAAUACAGCGACGCCGACAUAGUGCUGUCGAAGGACUGGGUACCACCGAUCACGAUCGCCCCAACGAACGUGAGCAUGACUGCAGAGAUCGACGCGCCAGCCAGGAAAAAGACGAAUUCGGUGUCCUUCAGUUUGGACUCGAGCUCAGAGAUUGACUCCGGACUGCCGCCACUAUCGACCAGCAGUUCCGAAUCUAAGGAGGACACAGAAAAGGCUGAUACUAGAAAAAAUAAAAUGUUGAAAAGACUGUCAUAUCCACUGUCAUGGAUGGAAACGCUGAGUGGAGAUAAAGAAGACGAAAAGACACCUAGUCAACCAAAUUCUGCCGAUUCGCAUCAUUCUUCUGUCUUUUCCAAAGUGUUUUCAAGCUCGCCGAUCCACCUGGUCGACUUCGGCACCGGCCUGUUCCUCAACAAGACGCCGUCGGAGGACAGCGGUUCGUCAGGCGGCGGCGGCGGCGGUCCGCCAUCGGGCGGCAGCGUGCCGUCGACGACCGACUCGCCCCGGCCCGACGUCGGCUCGGCCACCUCCACCACCACCAGCUUCUUCCCGACCAACAUCAUCAGUUCGGUGGGCGCGUCGGUGGGGGCGGUCGGCGCCCAGGUGGGCGCCAUGGGGGCCCAGGUCGGGUCGUCGGUGAGCGCGAUGGGCGCGCACGUGGGCGAGGCGGUCGGCGCCACGGUGGGCGCGACCGUCGGCGCCGUUGGGCGUUCCUCUGUGGGAACCUUCAUCAGGCAACCGACUGAAGGUGGUAAAAGUAAGGUACCCGGUCCCAAACUGGAUUAUAGGUCGAUGGUGUCUGUAGAUGACAUGCCUGAACUAUUCGUUUCUUUCGACAAACUCAUACCGCGUCCGGCCAGGUCCUGCGAGGAUCCGCCGCUCUACCUGCGGCUCAGGAUGGGCAAGCCGACCAACAAGCCGAUACCCAAGUCCACGGCGCUCAUGUCCUACGGCAAGAAGAAGAUGCGACCGGAGUAUUGGUUCAGCAUUCCGAAGAACCGGGUGGACGAGCUGUACAAGUUCAUCCAGGGUUGGGUGCCGCAUCUCUACGGCGAACUCAACGAGGAACACGUUAAAGAACGAGGCUUCUCCCUGGUGGAGAUGGACACGGAACUAUGGAGCGAGGAGCCGACACCGUCUGCCAGCAGGCACGGCAGCCAGGACGGCGAGAUUACCACUGAUAUUACCAAAGAAAGCUGGGAGCUAAUCAAGGCGCCCUACGUAAAAAUCUACAGCAUUAUCAAGACGCAGACUAUGUCAGCCGACGGGAACGAUGAGGUGCUGCCCAUGUCAGACGAGUUCCGACGGGCGUUUUACUCGAGUUCGUCGGCGCCGUCGUUGGACAUCGACAUGGCGCCACCGGACCUAAUCGGCACCACCGAAAUACUGAAGGAGACGCACCGCGAGCACCUGUGUCGCCACCUGCCCGCCCGCGCCGAGGGCUACCCCUGGACGCUGGUGUUCUCCACCAGCCAGCACGGAUUCAGUCUCAACUCGAUGUACAGGAAGAUGUACAAGCUGGAGUCGCCCAUCCUGCUCGUCAUCCAAGACACCGACCACAACGUAUUCGGUGCGCUGACGUCGUGCUCGCUGCGCGUUUCCGACCACUUCUACGGCACCGGCGAGUCGUUGUUGUUCCGUUUCACGCCCUCGUUCCGGGUGUACAACUGGACCGGUGAGAACCUGUACUUCAUCAAGGGCAACCAGGAGAGUUUGAGCAUCGGCGCCGGCGACGGUAAAUUCGGCCUCUGGCUCGACGGUGACCUGUACCUCGGCCGUUCCGAGCCCUGCAAGACCUACGGCAACGAACCGCUCACGCCCAAGAUCGACUUCGUCGUCAAGACGCUCGAGUGUUGGGCCUUCAUAUCGAGUUAAGCGAUUUUAUUGAUCGAAAACAGUCCCGUGAUGACGAAUGAAUUUUAUAGCAAAAAAAAAAAAAAAAAUAUGUGAAACAAAUUAUUUGAAGGUUGUCGUCAUUAAAUGUCGACCAGUGGUGCAUAUCAAAGAAAAGUAUAAUUAUACAAAAAAGGGUUAUUUUAUUUUUUCAAUUUACUUUAGAACAGAAGCUUUAGACGUUAGUUGACAACACUACCGCACAACUGUUGGUAAAUAAAUAUUUAAUGAAGCUUCAAUUAUAGUAUCAGCUGCCGUUCACUUGUAACUGUUUCAAAUUAAGAGAUAUAGUGUGCUUCUUAUAUUUAAUACAAUUGCAGUACGCCCAACAAUCCCACUUGUUUUUAUUGUAUAUUCUAAAAAAAGUUUUGCUAUACUUAUUUUAUAUAUUACGCUUAAAUUUGCUCGUUAUAAAUAUACUAUAUCUUAAAUAAUAACUACAUAUUUUUACUUGAUUAUCUUUAGUCCUGUAUUUAUGUUUUUCUGUUAGUUUUACUAGUCAUUUUUUGUACUUGAUAAUUUUUAGAGUUUGAGUGAAUGGUGGUUAAACUGUGCAUAGUUUUAGUCAUUUGUUUCAGCUUGAGCUUACAACGAAUGACCAGCUUACAGCACUAGAAACUACCAAUUAAAAUUAAAAAAUACUUAUCCCUUAUUCCACUAACUCAGAUCAUUGUUCUUCAUAAAAUUACAUUAAUUGUGUUUAUCAUUGUUUUAAUGCCAUAAUUAAGACCAUUCUUAACUGUAAUAAUGAAAACUAAGCUUAGAACUUUACUUAUAUUUAUGUGUGGGUUGUACCACAGCUAUUUAAAAAUAGAGAAAACUUCAAGUUUAUAUAUUAGUUUUGAGAAUAUUUAAUAAAUGUAUUUUCUUUUGA
This is a messenger RNA of Aethina tumida (small hive beetle), 4685 nucleotides long. It is a transcript of the gene mtd, whose product is annotated as TLD domain-containing protein 2. The record is from RefSeq and is a predicted model, not a curated record. Lineage: Eukaryota; Metazoa; Arthropoda; Insecta; Coleoptera; Nitidulidae. The transcript has 17 exons. Gene Ontology annotation, biological process: response to oxidative stress. The coding region runs from base 353 to 3793 and encodes 1146 amino acids. Gene Ontology annotation, cellular component: nucleus.